AGAGAAAGAGAGAAAUAGAGGAAGUUUUCAGGGAAGAGAAGGUAUAAUGGUGAAGGAAGAGAGUGAGGUGGUUGUGCACCAUUCAGGUAAGCCCUAUACAGAUCCACCUCCAGCACCUCUUUUGGACCGAACCGAACUUCAACGUUGGUCUUUCUACCGAGCACUAAUCACGGAGUUUAUGGCCACACUCCUCUUCCUCUAUGUUACGGUUGCGACGGUCAUUGGUCACAAGUCUCAGUCUGCAUCUGAUGACUGCAAUGGGGUCGGUCUGCUUGGAAUAGCUUGGUCCUUUGGUGGCAUGAUUUUCAUCCUCGUCUACUGCACCGCCGGAAUCUCUGGUGGCCACAUCAACCCUGCUGUUACAUUGGCGUUUUUUUUGGCACGGAAGGUGUCAAUAGUGCGGGUAGUAGGCUACAUUGUGGCACAAUGUCUGGGUGCGAUCUGUGGUGUGGGGCUGGUCAAGGCGUUCAUGAAACACCACUAUAAUUCACUUGGAGGUGGGGCCAAUGAGGUUUCUUCCGGGUAUUCAAAUGGAACUGCUCUCGGAGCUGAGAUUAUCGGCACUUUUGUUCUGGUCUACACUGUUUUCUCCGCAACUGAUCCUAAGCGCAUGGCUCGUGACUCACACGUUCCGGUGUUGACUCCACUGCCUAUAGGUUUUGCGGUGUUCAUGGUGCAUUUGGCGACCAUUCCGAUCACCGGGACUGGGAUCAACCCUGCUAGAAGUUUCGGAGCUGCAGUCAUCUACAAUCAGGACAAGGCUUGGAAUGAUCAUUGGAUAUUUUGGGUUGGACCAUUAAUUGGAGCUUUGGCAGCGGCAGCCUAUCACCAAUUUGUUUUGAGAGCCCUUGCUGCAAAGGCGCUUGCAUCAUUUAGGAGCAAUCCUCACAAUUAAUUAAAGUUUGAAAAAGGGACGAUCUUUAUUUUUAUAAAGUUAUUUUCAUUAUAUUAUUUGGGUGAUGAUGUUUAAUUUUGUAGUAUCUGUGGAAUUGAAUUUUUCUUGUAUACUGAUUGUUGGGAUGGCAAAAUAAAUAUAUUAUGGAAUUGUUUAAAAUAAUA
Molecule: messenger RNA, 1059 nt
Organism: Dioscorea cayenensis subsp. rotundata (Guinea yam)
Lineage: Eukaryota; Viridiplantae; Streptophyta; Magnoliopsida; Dioscoreales; Dioscoreaceae
Product: probable aquaporin PIP2-8
Exons: 4
Coding region: 47-895 (282 amino acids)
Biological process (GO): transmembrane transport
Cellular component (GO): plasma membrane
Molecular function (GO): water channel activity
Source: RefSeq, a predicted model, not a curated record